Aspergillus aculeatinus CBS 121060 is the source of this 909-nucleotide messenger RNA. RefSeq lists its product as uncharacterized. Bases 1 to 909 code for a protein of 302 amino acids. The record is from RefSeq and is a predicted model, not a curated record. NCBI's taxonomy places the organism in Eukaryota, Fungi, Ascomycota, Eurotiomycetes, Eurotiales, Aspergillaceae. The transcript has 3 exons.
AUGGCUGAGAGUAUUCCCACCGAGAUUUUCGAAGCGCAGCGUGAACCUCGCCGUGAUCUUGGUGAUCAAAUUGUGGAUUCCCAUGUGGCUCGCAUCCUCGAUCUAAGCAAGAUCCCUAAAAUGUUGGUCCCCGAUGAGCAUAUCACCGAGGCAAUAAAAGUCUUGAUGCAGGCUGGGUUCUUGCAAUGUCCACAUCGGAGCGAAUACGAAAGACUCGGCAAACUCGGGUUGUUGGACAAUUUCGACGAUCCCGAACCCGACCCGUUGGGAGAGCUCAAUCCAUGCCCCUACAGUGUCGAUUUCCAUAAACCGGACUAUCACUUCCACCUGAGCUUUGACUCGGCUAACCGAAACCCUCGAGGUACACCGACACAUCCUAUUCAUCUCUACCGCAUGCCGCGGCUUUUCCCGACAUUUCCCAUCCCACCCAUUGGCGCUCUCCCUCGCAAUGAUCCAUAUUAUCGGCUCACGUCGGACGACCGCAUUCGGUUGUUUUCCCACUGCGAUAGCAAGUGGCCCCUGGGGAGUCAGUCUGAUCACGAGGCCUUCCAUCCCGUGAAGAUCCCUCACUUGGCCCGCUGGGUGGAGGUCCACCAGCUGCGGAUUCUCCGCAACUUGCCCGCCGCGAAAACUGAUGAUGAAUGUGGAUAUCACGGAGCUGUCGGAGCCUUAGCGCAGGAGGUUUCGCCGGAGUAUGACAACCAGAAGCCUUAUCCGAAUCGCCGUUCCCGGAGGAAGCAGAUGGAUAGCGACUACCAAAAGUACCUGUACGAGCUAUGCAUCAACAUGAAGAGACGCGGUGAGCUUCCACCCCCGGAGGGAGAACGUAUUCACCCAGCAGGUCUUAAGAAGUUUGUGUCGUGGUUAGAGAUGCUCGACAUCGAGUACAACUCCGCGGACCUGGAAUAA